UCCUAUUGUUCCUCCCUCCUCAUCCCCCACGUCGAGUCCACCGUACGAAACGACAAAGAAAGAGGCCGCCUUCUCGGUCUCCUACCUCCGAUUUCUCUCUACUUUCUUGCUCUAGCCAUGGACGUUAUAUAGUUCUUGCCUGAGAGGGAGCUCGGGGCAAAAUUCUUGCUCUUUGUUCCCUCUCCUUUGCUGUUUCCUAUAGAAGGAGAAGGAGAGAGAUGGUGUUGUCGGUAUUGAAUGGACUCCUCGCCGGGCUGGCGAUCGCGGUUCUGGUCUUUAUUCCGUCAGCGGCGUGGAAUGAUGGGUCUCAGCUAACGAUGCAGCUAGAAAGGGGGAUGCCAGCGAGGGCCCCAGUGGAGGUGCUAAGGGCGCGGGACCGCUUCCGGCAUCGGAGAAUACUUCAGGGUGCAGCUCCAUCGAGUUACGGCGUGGUAGAUUUCCCUGUCGAGGGGUCGUGGAAUCCCUUCACCGUAGGGCUAUACUUUACCCGUGUGAAACUGGGCAAUCCUGCAAAGGAGUUUUAUGUUCAGAUUGAUACUGGAAGCGAUAUCCUCUGGGUGACUUGCAAUCCCUGUAAUGGUUGCCCUACCAGCAGUGGGCUAAAUAUCAAGUUGGAGUCUUUUGAGCCAGACAAGUCCUCUACAUCUUCAUCCAUCUCAUGCUCAGAUCAAAGAUGUACAUCAGCCAUCCAAACUGGAGAGGCAACUUGUUCCUCAUCAGAUUCUUCAAGUUCACCUUGUUCUUACUCUUUCCAGUAUGGUGAUGGAAGUGGCACAUCUGGUUACUAUGUGUCUGACACAUUAUAUUUUGACACAGUUACUGAGAAUGAACAAACUUUGAACUCUUCAGCUACCAUUAUAUUUGGAUGUAGCAAUUCACAGUCGGGAGAUUUAACCAAAUCUGAUCGAGCAAUUGAUGGGAUAUUUGGAUUUGGACAACAUGAAUUGUCUGUUAUCUCACAGUUGUCAUCUGCAGGAGUUGCUCCUAAAGUGUUUUCUCAUUGCUUAAAAGGUUCAGAUAGCGGUGGGGGGAUACUGGUUCUCGGAGAGAUUGUUGAACCUGGUAUUGUCUAUACCCCACUUGUUCAAUCAAAGCCUCACUACAACUUAAAUCUUGAAAGCAUUGCUGUCAAUGGGCAAACACUAUCUGUUGAUUCAUCAGUGUUUACAACAUCAAAUACACAAGGAACAAUUGUUGAUUCUGGCACCACCUUGGCUUAUCUAGCAGAAAAAGCGUAUGAUCCCUUUGUUAAUGCAAUUAUUGCUUCAGCUUCAUCAAACCUAGUAAGUUCAUUUGUUGCUAAAGGAAACCAGUGCUUUGUCACAGCAAACAGAAUUGAUGACGUGUUUCCACCAGUUUCCCUCAAUUUUAUGGGAAAUGCAUCUAUGAUAUUGAAGCCGGAUGACUACCUUAUUCAGCAGGGUUCUGCUGGUAAUGGUAUCAUAUGGUGUAUUGGCUGGCAGAAGAAUGAUGGUCAAGGGAUAACCAUAUUAGGAGAUAUCGUUCUUAAAGAUAAGAUAGUUGUUUAUGACUUGGCUAACCAAAGAAUUGGAUGGACAAGCUAUGACUGUUCUCAGUCUGUUAAUGUUUCGACGAGUUCCGGUAAGAAUGAGUAUCUCAAUUCAAAUCAGCUUGACACUUCAGCAUCCAAUAAAUACCCAAAACUGCGUCUUCCAAGCGCUGUGGCUAUUGUUGUGCAUAUCUUGGUAGCUACAGCGUUGUUAUUGUAGGAAAUAAUUUGAAGACGUGGCAUGCAGCUGUGCUCCGUUUUGAUUAAACAGAUUUCAGCAGCUGCUUGCUUCUCAUCCAUCAUAUUUAUGCCUUUUUUUAGGGCGCUGUUGUUGUAAAUUAGUUUUUCUUAUCAUUCUUGAUGGUCAUACCUCGCAUGUAUGCAUUUUUGUUCUUAUUUUUCCAUUUUAACUUACAGUUGAUCAUCGUUGUAAUUCAUAUAGAACUUAUAUGGUUGAGGGUACGGUCAUUAAAUGCCACACACACAUAUAUAUAGAAUACGCAGGGACAGCAAAAAUAUUGUUACUAUAGUGGAGAAGUUGAUUGAUUGAUUAUUGAGGAGCAGAAUUAGUUCUAACUCUUCAUUUUAAAGAAAA
Messenger RNA from Dendrobium catenatum, 2105 nucleotides. RefSeq names its product aspartic proteinase-like protein 2. The record is from RefSeq and is a predicted model, not a curated record. The coding region runs from base 219 to 1730 and encodes 503 amino acids. The transcript has 10 exons. Gene Ontology annotation, molecular function: aspartic-type endopeptidase activity. Lineage: Eukaryota; Viridiplantae; Streptophyta; Magnoliopsida; Asparagales; Orchidaceae. Gene Ontology annotation, biological process: proteolysis.